This is a messenger RNA of Clunio marinus, 855 nucleotides long. The record is from the annotation of a GenBank genome assembly. Lineage: Eukaryota; Metazoa; Arthropoda; Insecta; Diptera; Chironomidae.
AUGAAGUUGACUCUGCUCUUGGUUAUAUUUGCCACUGCGACUCUUGCACAAGAUCUAACACCCUUUGAUUUUGAUUGGAGGGAAUUGAAAAGUGUUUGGGAGUCGCCUGAACUUCUUCCGACAUUGAAGAAGAUUGACCCAUCGUACGAUGCAACUGUACGAGGCGGCCGAAUUGUUGGUGGAAGUAUCGCUGAAGUUGGACAAUUUCCUUUCUCAGUUUUAGUUGUAAUGGAUGAAGGUUAUUGGUGUGGUGGAUCUUUGUUGAAUGCUUAUUGGGUUUUGACUGCUGCAAAUUGCGUAGCUGGCCGAAGACAAGCGUCUAUCUUCUCAUUUAAUGAUUUAAAUGUUGGAUUUUAUUGGGUUUCUUCAUCAGCCAAAUUCAUCAUUCAUGAGUCAUACAGUGUCAUAGGAUCGAAUAUUGUGAACGACAUCGCUCUUAUUAAAACAACAACAGCUGCUCCAAACAAUGCCUACACAUCUUACAUAAGUUUACCCAGAAACGAAGUUAGCAACACUUUUGCUGGUACAACUGCGACUAUCCAAGGAUUUGGACGUUACUCGGAUACAGGUGGACCAGACAAAAGUUCAGCGAUAUGUUUCAGUUCCAGUCCUGACAAACAGUCAGAAGAGGUCCAUGCAAAAGGGACAACGGAGGUGGAUUAUUCGCUGGUGAUGUCAACACCCACAGUUCAUCAAGACGUGUCAUUGGAAUUGUUUCAUUCGGGGCAAGACUAUGUGAAGCAGGAUAUCCUUCGGUCUACACAAGAGUUACAAGCUUCAUUGAUUGGAUUGACAACAAAAUGGCAUCAAAUUAAAAAUAUUUUUCGAUUGUUCAAUUUUUUUAUGGUUUGUUGA